This is a messenger RNA of Colletotrichum lupini, 363 nucleotides long. RefSeq lists its product as uncharacterized. The coding region runs from base 1 to 363 and encodes 120 amino acids. The record is from RefSeq and is a predicted model, not a curated record. Lineage: Eukaryota; Fungi; Ascomycota; Sordariomycetes; Glomerellales; Glomerellaceae. The transcript has a single exon.
AUGUCUCGCGAGCUCACUGUAUCUUUGGAUGCCGCACCACAUAUCCACGUCUUCCACCAAUCCCGACUUCCACAUCAACAUGACCUCCGCCUCAACCCCCUCUCGGUAAUCGAUCGGGUCACACCCCGGCUCACCCCCUCUUCCGACGACCCCUCACCGCAGGUCAAGGUCCACAUCCAGCACCACGGCACGGCAAGUCAAGACAGCCUAAAGAACAGGCCAAGGCCAGGAACACAGUGCAGUGCCGACCUCCCCGUCCCCGCUGCCGUGUGCCCAGCACCGCUGAAAAUCGACCGAUGCCAUUCUCAUAUCCACAACCACGCAGAAUCGCUGUCUGCUUCUGGAGCCCAAACAUCUCACUAA